This is a messenger RNA of Setaria italica (foxtail millet), 1328 nucleotides long. Its product is annotated as E3 ubiquitin-protein ligase CHIP. Bases 188 to 1024 code for a protein of 278 amino acids. Gene Ontology annotation, biological process: protein quality control for misfolded or incompletely synthesized proteins; positive regulation of proteolysis; protein polyubiquitination. Lineage: Eukaryota; Viridiplantae; Streptophyta; Magnoliopsida; Poales; Poaceae. The transcript is spliced from 8 exons. Gene Ontology annotation, cellular component: cytoplasm. The record is from RefSeq and is a predicted model, not a curated record. Gene Ontology annotation, molecular function: ubiquitin protein ligase activity; protein-folding chaperone binding.
UUCUUCUGACACGGCCAAUUUUGAUAAGUUAGGAGGAGAUCGUUUGGUUCUUUUGUCACAAGCACUAGCGUCUGGUGGCGCCUUUUCCUUCAGCGGCUUUCCUCUUUGAAUACGUACUUCGAUUUGGCGCCUCCAUCGUCCCUUCAAUUUCCUGGCGUGUGCCGAGUCCGCCCAGCCAAGGCAAGGCAUGGCGGAGGGCGGGGACGGCGUGGCUCAGCAGGCGGAGCUCCGGCGGAUCGAGGGCAACGCCUGCUUCAAGAAGGCCCGCCUCGGCGCCGCCAUCGAUUGCUACACCGAGGCAAUCGCGCUCUGCCCCGACGUCGCUGUCUACUGGAUGAAUCGUGCCCUAUGCCAUUUCAGGCGCAAGGAGUGGGCCAAGGUCGAAGAGGAUAGCAGGAGGGCUCUUGCACUUGAUGACACUCUAGUCAAGGGGCACUAUUUGCUGGGAUCUGCGCUGCUCGACAAGGAGGAAUUUGCGCUUGCAAUCAAGGAAUUUGAAAAGGCUCUGAAUCUCUUGAAGUCUGCGAAUUCAACGGAUAAAAUGGCCGAGGACAUUUGGCAGGUCCUUGCGAAGGCGAAAUACCUAGAUUGGGAAAAACAUUCCACUGAACGAGUUUGGAGGAUACAAAGUUUGAAGGAAGCUUGUGAAAGUGCUCUGCAGGAGCAUCACUUUCUUAGCGGUACACUUGUAGAAGACUCGGAUGGAUCAAGCAAUGAGUAUUCAGAACAAAUUAAAAUGUUAUCAGAGGUCUUCAGCAAAGCGACACUUGCCGAUACACCAGUAGAUGUGCCCGACUACCUUUGCUGUCAGAUAACGUUCGAGAUAUUCAGAGAUCCAGUGAUCACACCCAGUGGUGUAACGUAUGAGAGGGCUGUACUUCUUGAACAUCUAGACAAGGUUGGCAAUUUCGACCCGGUAACACGAGAGCCUCUUAAGGAGCAUCAGCUGGUUCCAAACCUGGCCAUCAAGGAAGCCGUGCAGGCCUACCUGAAAGAGCACAGCUGGGCCUACAGGCUGAACUGACUGUUAGAUGCUGUUGAUACUUGGCAGUGUACGCGGAGUGCUUUGCUGACUGCUGCUGAUGAAUGGUCGUCUUAACGUUGCCUUUUGUAACUAUAAUCAUCUGUCCAUGUGCGUCAGGUUGACGUUAGGUUGCUCGAUUCAUUUCAUUAUUGGGCAUGUUGAGUUGUAACUGAAGACAUUGACCGAUUGGAUCAAAUGUACAUAAACAUUGAAGGUAGAAUAGCUAUUUUCACUCUGUCAUCAGUUCUUGACUCAACCAACAUUCGGCAUUGUGAUCAUGAAAUCCACCUUUUUUUUCCUUUUC